AUGGCGUCUUUUUAUCUGCCUGUAGCUCUCAUUUUACUGGGACAAGCCUGUGCAUCUCAAUACCCUCUUGUCGAAACCGAAACAUCGUCCAUUCCAACCGUGGACGAGGUGGUCAAGUCCAAAUCGCUCCAGAGCCGUAUCCAUGUAGACAGCCUAUUGGAGAGAGCCAAGACCCUCUAUAGUAUCGCUGAGCUUGGAGAAGAAGAGUACAAUCACCCCACUAGGGUUAUUGGUAGCAAAGGACACCUUGGCACCCUUGAUUAUAUUUACUCGACUAUCGCUCAAUUGGGCGACUAUUACACUCUAUCAAAUCAAUCAUUCCCUGCAGUGGUGGGAAAUGUUUUCGAAUCUCACUUGGUCUUGGGGAGUCAAGUCCCAGCGUCGGCGAUUCCUAUGAGCUUGACUCCUCCUACCAAGGACAAGGAGCCGGUUUUCGGGCCAUUGGCUCUUGUGUCAAAUUUCGGAUGUAGCACAUCAGACUACCCGGACCUAAGCGAAAAGGUCGCUCUCAUUAGUCGUGGUGACUGUCCUUUUGGUACCAAGUCCGCUCUGGCAGGAAGAGCUGGCGCCAUCGCCGCUGUCAUCUACAACAAUGAAAAGGGUGCACUUGGUGGAACUUUGGGCACCCCUUCCCCUGAUCACGUUGCUACUUUUUCGAUCUCGGAUAUUGAUGCUGCGCCAUACAUUAGGAAGUUAAAGGACGGAGAGCAGGUCGAUACCAGCGCAUACAUUGACGCCAUUGUUGAGAGCAUCGAGACCACCAACAUUAUCGCGCAAACCAAAGAAGGCGAUCCCGACAACUGUGUUAUGCUGGGUGGUCACAGUGACAGCGUUGCAGAGGGACCUGGUAUUAACGAUGAUGGAUCUGGCUCCCUUACUCUUCUAGAGGUUGCCACUCAACUGGUAAAUUAUCGUGUCACCAACUGUGUUCGUUUCGCUUGGUGGGCAGGUGAGGAGGAGGGACUACUGGGAUCGGACUACUAUGUCUCCGUGCUAUCACCUGAAGAAAACCUCAAAAUUCGUCUGUUCAUGGACUAUGACAUGCUCGCGUCGCCUAACUUCGCUUACCAAGUCUACAAUGCUACCAAUGCCUUGAAUCCUGUUGGAUCCGAGGAGUUGCGUGAUCUUUAUACUGAUUUCUACACCUCUCAUGGGUUGAACUUCACGUAUAUCCCUUUCGAUGGUAGAAGUGACUAUGAUGCUUUCAUCAAGCAUGGUAUCCCAGGUGGGGGCAUUGCCACUGGCGCAGAAGGUGUCAAGACAGAGAAGGAGCGAGAGCUGUUUGGCGGUGUCGCUGGUGACUGGUUUGAUCCAUGCUAUCACCAGUUCUGCGACACCGUAGCUAACCUCAACCUAACUGCUUGGGAGCUGAACACAAAGCUUGUUGCACACACGGUGGCUACCUAUGCUAGGUCCCUAGAGGAAUUUCCGAAGAGAAAAAGUAUCAAGACUGCUGACGUGUCUGGUGGUCUACCAAGCAAGUACCAUGGACCUAAGCUGCAGUUGUAG
Talaromyces rugulosus is the source of this 1509-nucleotide messenger RNA. RefSeq lists its product as uncharacterized. Gene Ontology annotation, molecular function: aminopeptidase activity; metalloexopeptidase activity. Lineage: Eukaryota; Fungi; Ascomycota; Eurotiomycetes; Eurotiales; Trichocomaceae. The transcript has 3 exons. The record is from RefSeq and is a predicted model, not a curated record. Bases 1 to 1509 code for a protein of 502 amino acids. Gene Ontology annotation, biological process: proteolysis.